GGGAGAUGGAUGAGUGGUGUUAAAGCAGAUGAGAAUGUAUUUGUAUUUAUAUCGCUGCUUCAGGUUCACCAGCCAGGCGAGCAAGCUUUUCCCUUUUAAAGACUCCUCCGAUGGUGUUUCUCUCUAAAUAUUUAGCUUUCUAAAGUCUGGGUCUGAGCACCCUGCUGUGCAUCAGCUUUGUGGGUAGGACUGGGUGCUAAGGGUGCAAACCUCUCAGGCCGAGAACCAUCGCUAUUUACAUUUGCAGAGAGAGCUGUUUAUUCCUCCUAGGGUGGUGGAGUUCAUAAAAAAAAUAGCGCUAACAUCUGGGUUCUCUAGUUUAAAAGGCCUGUCUCUGAGGGGUUGCUGUGUGGAAGGACCAAGAGUCGCUCAGUCUGCGUGUGUGAUGGCGAAGCGGGUACAGUAGUCUGUUGUUAUUAUUUUGUCGGUUGUAUUGUGGUGACAGGAAGGGAAAGAAUGGAUCGUUAUUUGUUUUUUAAGGCCUCAUCUGCUCUCAAAACAAUGUGGGAGCGUAAUGCCUUAUUUCCGAGCUGAGGACGUGGGUUACUGUUGAGUUUGUCAAGGAGCUGCCUUGGGUUUUUAAUGUCUGUGACUUGCAGGGGUUGUCUUCAAAGGUAUUUGCUCAGAGUGGAAUACAAAUGUAGAGGGGGGAGAACUAGGGUGUAUCUUGGCAUUUUAUCAUAGUAGGAUGCUUCUGCUGUUUGGAAAGGGGGAAAUCACUGUGUUUGACAGCAUUUCUGUCGGGAUAAGUGUGUUUAAGUGGUUCCAGGCAGAUUCUGCAAGCAGGGGAAGCUUGCUGAAUCUGCUGGAAUUCAGCACCAGAGAGCUUCACAGGUGAAAGCUUUGGCACAUGGGAGCCAGAGGAAGGUCGAUAACCUUUCAGACCAUGUACUGCACCAGUUGUAGCACCAAGGCAACGAGAGUAAUCAUAAAAGCAGGGGGGGAAGGCAUUUAAUAUCCUGCAGAUGUGCUGGCUCUUGCUGGUUGUAUGAAUCAGGGUAUUACAUAAAUCAAAGAGUUAGUAAAGCAAUGUAUUGUUUUUAUAAAGCCAAGUGCAUGCCAGGUACGUUACAGAAGAGAAGAAAAGGUCCCUGCUUUGGAGAGCUUACGAUACAGAAUGAUAUAUUAUUGAUCAAACCUGCUUUGGGGCAGCUUUGCUAGCCCACGGGUCUGCUCAGGUGGUAAGAUCUGGGACAAAUGUUUGCAUGGAAUGCAAGGAAUGUCGGUAGAACAGGGCCAGGAGCUAAUUAACCUGGCAAUGUAGUGCAGGAUGUUCUCAUUGCAUACUUGGGGUUAGGUUUUAAUUUGGCAUUUUACUCUUUUGGUGUUUCUAAGGCUGCGGCUAGAAAUUUGACACUGAUGCUAAUAUAACAUCUGACAUUAACUGCUUGAGUUGGAUGCUCAGGCAGCUGCUGACCAAACAAAUCAGGGUUAUUUUUCAGCCGGAUAAUUUUCCUGGUCUGAUUCACUAUGUGACCACAUAAACAAAUGUGCAAGAGCAGAACAGGGAGUUGAUCUUGGGGGGAGAGGAGCAAUUGCUGAAGCUGGUAGCCCUGUUGAAAAGUGGGGUUUUUUUCUGAAACUACACCCUAGCGUUGCAGGAAAAAAAAGAUAUUAAAAAUGCCAUUGCUUGAGUUCUGAUUUGUAGGAGCCCAUUUGUCCUGUGAGAUCAGCCAGAAUGAGUUACAGCAGAGCAAAUCUAAGUUUAGGGUGCACGUUACGCAGCGCUUGUCAGCUUGUUCUCAAGUGAGCAAAACGGAUCCGUGCUUUUCAAAUGCAGGCUGUGCUGUGAGGUGUGUGGAGAGAAUACCUGUGUAAAUAGUUACGCCGUUCUUGCGGUGUAGUGACAAACUUCGUGGAGCAAGGUGGUGAAUUGGGUGAAGCAGCGCACAGGAUUCACGAGCUCGUUCCUGGUGUCAGGUGGUACUUGGAGCAAAAGGGGCCUGGUUUCCAUUUUCGGCUGUGAUCUGGGUGUAUUGGUUGUGUUUUUCGUGUUUUUACGUGAUGGUCCUCAGUCUGUGCUUCCAGGACGACGCAUUGCUAAACUGUGUCUCUCCAGAAAGAGUUUCAGUCGUCCCAGUUUAAUCCAGGUUAGAAUUUUCCCAGCUUGGAAACAAGAAGCAAAGCAAGACCUCACAGAUGCUCCCUUUCCCCCAGCAGAGUUUUUCCAAGGCUAAAUGUCUUGCUAACAAUGGGAUCCUCACGUUGACAGCUAUUAACUUGUCCGGCAAUUUCUUUGUGGCUAUUCUUCAGCCCAUCUGUUGCUCUUGGUAUGGUAAGGCUCUGCCUUUGUGGCAGACAGGGGGAGUGGAAGAGGAACACAUUUCUUUUUUUGGCAUCUUGAUGUUGGUUGCUCAUAGGGAUUUUUAAUCGGAGGCCAUGGAGCUGUCAGCCAACGAGCUCAGCAUUUAUGACAAGCUAUCAGAGACGAUUGAUCUAGUGAGGCAGACCGGCCACCAAUGUGGGAUGUCAGAAAAAGCCAUUGAGAAAUUCAUCAAGCAGCUCUUGGAAAGAAACGAACCCCAAAGGGGACCUCCACGGUACCCUAUCUUAGUGGCUCUCUACAAGGGCCUGCUCACGCUGGGAUUGGUCUUGCUGACUGUUUACUUCGUGAUCCAGCCGUACAGCCCACUGCCGCCUGAAGCUCCGCUCUCCAGAGCCCAUGCCUGGGGCUCCCUCAUCGGUCACAUCCGGCUGCUCUCUCUGCCCAUUGCCAAGAAGUACAUGCUCGAAAAAUGCCAGGACUGGUGGGCAGCAGGUUGCAGACAGAACACUUCUACGCUUCCCGCAAACUGCACGGUCUGUUCUGCUGUGAAAAGCCUUCAGAUAGUGACAGACUUUGGAGAACUAUCAGAAAAGCUCCAGAGGUCUCAGCCUUUUCUAAUCAAGACAGGGCAGCAUCUCUCCUAUGAAGAACUGAAGCAUUUUCAGUCCCAGGAUCCAGAACUGGCCAAAGUUAUAAUAGAAGAAAAUUCAGCUGAAUUGUGGAGCUGCCCAUUUUUCUUUCCCUGGAACAAAUCUGUGAAUAAAACUCGGAUUCUGCAGGAAUUUUUCCCCACUUCCUCUUUGCUGUCCUUCCCCAAGACAGUGUCCCUGGAGAGCUGCUUCCUCAUCCGCCAUCCAGAUUUGGGGAAUAAGAGUUACAGCUUGCACAACUUCUUCGCUGUUGGAAGUGGACAGCUCACCCUGACUGUCGUACCUCUGGACAAGUGCAGAGGACAUUGUGAGAUGUUCAAGGUGGAGCUGGAAGCUGGAGAUUUGGGUUAUGCCAGCGCAGAUUACUGGACUAUGAGCUUCAUGACCAAAGGAACAGAGCCGGCGGUUGUUUGUGACGGAGCAGCAAGCUAAGGACAGUGGGGUGGGAAAAAAGAGCUGUUUCCAGGACAAGGAGACUUUCAGCUUUGAAGCCAAGGCAACGUCUUGAAAGCGAUAGAGCUGGGGCAACUGGGGCAGGCAGCUUUGCCACCCUGCAUGUUUACAGUGUUUAAAAAUGACUGUUUUCCUGACCCUUGAGGUAAUUCUUUGCCUUUCCUCAAAUGUAUUUUGGGAGAAGCGCAAGCUAUUUAUGACCUUCCCUGUCCCCUCAGGUAAGCCCUGGGUUUGCAGCAAAGGGUUUUUUCUAGAAGCAACAGAGGGAUUUCUCAGGAUGAGAUUCACCUUGUGUCCUUUAUGGAUUAUGGCACUUCUGAAACUUCCUGGGGGUUUGGGAGUGGAGGGGGUGUGUGACAUUUCUGUGUACAUUCCUCCCGCGGAGGAAGCUUUGAGCCUGUCUUGUCAGGCCAGCUCUAUAAAGGGAAUGAAUUGGUGAUGUGUCCCAACUCCACCCCAUCUCUCCAUCACGUACAUAGCUGUGUGCCUCAGUGGUGUGCCCCGCAAGGCCGAUCUCGGCUCCGUGCUCCAGGGCUGAGAUGAGCCUUGCAGCCUAAGGACAGAGACCCUCACCCACUGCGUCAUUCUUGUACCAAAAGAAUCUGUUCAGGCCUCUUCUUUGUGUCUUGUGAUCACUCUUCUGCAGUUCUCUAUCAGCAGGUUGUGAGUGAGUCAAUAGUAACUGUGCUUUUUUUUUCCCCCCACCUCCUUUCCUACAAAAAUACUGGUGCAAGUUUUAGUGCUGAUAGUGCUGAGAGUGCAGUAGUUCUGGACAGACAUGGGGCUAAGUGCAGAGCAGCUCUGUACAAGUUUCAUCUUCUCAUUGGGCACCUAAGACACCAGGGCUGCAUGAUAGUUUUCAUAUUUUCCUUGCUUUGAGAGGUGCUGCCUGCAUUCCUGGCCCAGGGUACCUAUGGAAGCACCUGAAAGCUUCCUCAUCCCUGGCAUUUUUUUUGCAUCAACUCCUUCCAGACCUGGAACUCUCUCUUCAGAAGGAACGUUGGUUUUUCCUGAGUCCUUUCCAAGCUGCCUUCACAUGCUUCCUGUUGCUUGAGCACUGCUUUAUCCAAUGCCGUGAGAGAAACUUGGUUUCAGUGUUUGCAGGCUGCGGGUGCUGUGGUCCCUUCCAAGUCUGAUCCUUUGGGUCUGAUCCUGCUGUUGAAGAUCACUUACAGAUGUGUCGGGCUGAACUCAUAGGCCGGGGCUGGGGUUCAGGACAUACUCUCACAGUUGUUAAUAUGGAAUUGGGAGGGGUUUUGUUUGAAAGCAAGUUAACUCUGUUCUUGGGAGUGAGAACCUUUUCCUCUGUAAAUGUUUUAGGUAAUGUGUAGAAUGACAGAUUGGAAAAAUGUCUGUCCAGCCUUUGUUUUUGAGCAAGACCAGGAGAACGGGAGCAAACGUCGUACUAAUCUUGUAAGGGUCUGACAAAAGCUGCCAAGUGGGAUGACCACGUCUGGCUCCUGUACAAGGAUAAGGCAGAGGACAGUUCCUGCUCCAAAGAAUUUAGUCUGAGGCCUUGACGCUACAAACGUUUCUAUGCAUAACCCUUGUUUUUCUCCUGUACAUGAGUAAGAACAACCCCAGCACCUGUGUCAGUCUGCGUGCAUGGCCCUCGACACUGGACCAACCUGCGCCAGACAUAGAACCAAAGGGGGAGAGCCUGACUCAGGACAGAAAAGGACUAAUUUAAUUUGUAGCAAAAUAUUAAAGGGAAUUGGAUUAAUAAGACUUCUGUUAGUAUUGUUAAUGCUUGGGAUGUGUUUUACACUUGUGACACUACAUGCACUCUUGUACGUGCCAAGACACACGCACACCACCCCUCUCCCUCCUCUUAAAGCCUGGGUCUUAGUUCAUGGAAAUUCGGGAGUUUGGUGACGGCAGAAUUAGGGCCUCGGUAGUGACUGUUGCUAUUUACACUUUGGCAGCUUCUCAAGUCAAAUUCAAAGGCUGACAAGGUUACUUCACCUCUUACUGGUUUUGUACCUGAUCCAUUUCUGUGGAGCAUUUGGUUAGAGAUGCCUACGGAGAGAACCUGCUGGACCCAUUACUGCUGAGAUUGCGGGUGGUUUGGUGAUGCUGUUACUUCUAAGUGGCCUUGAACGUAACUUGUAAAAGAGCUGCGGAGACAAUUCUCAAGUGUCUGUGAAAUGCCUGUAUUUUGUGAGUCGCACUUAAGCCGUGGUGGCUGUCUGGCUCCUUUGGGAAGAAGCAGAGAAAAUAGAUCUGUUUACAGUCGCUGUGCAGAUUUGGGGGGAAAGGGGCAGCUCUAGCGCAGGUUUGUGCCUAUUUAGCAAAAGCACUCUUGCAUAUUGCUUCUCCCCUCUGCAAAGAGUUGCAGCUGGUUGGACAGAAGAUGGUGAAUCUGGACUGUUUGCAGAUCAGCUUUCCAAGUGCACUUUAUGGUCUCUGCAUAAGUUUCCAGAUCUCUGUCUAGGCGAUACAUUGCAUAUGUCCCAACCUUGCUCCCUUUGGAGUUUACAUCAUUUGUUUUUAAACUUCCAAUAUAUUUUCUCUUCCUCUUCCAAAAGCUGUAAGAAAUUAGCUGCUAAACUAAAACAGGAGGGCAAUUCUGCUGCUGAUAAAGAGCCGAUUUUUGGCCCUAGCCGCUGUUGAGUGCGGAGCCCCAGUCUGUAGCACGGAUCCUAGAGCAGCUCCUGUCUUCCGCUGCCAGAGAAGUAGUGCUAAUGCCUUUCGCAUCGCAACGCGGGCGAGGAGCCGGGAUGGAAAACUAAGAGGUGAGGCCAAAGUGGCAAAAGUAGGAUGGCCAAAAGGCGGUGUUGACACCUUGGCCAAAUGGCUGCAAGUGAGCCCUGGUCAUCUUCCUCAUCCAGGGCUCCGGCUUCAUGGAGCCUUUCCAAAAGCUGCCAGAGGCUGUGACUUCCCUAGAGAGCGCAGCAGCUCCUAGCAAUCUGCUGAGGCUGAACUGGGGAGAAUGUGGCUAUUUUCUCAGCUAUUGUGGCAUCGCAGCGACAGACGUGAUCAGAUGAAUCACAGAGGGUGUGUGUCCCAUCGUGGUCUCGCUCGCCUCUAGCUUCACUUUGGCACUUGUGCGUAUCCCAGCGUAUGUGCUGGUUUGGACAAUCCCCCACUCCCUGCCUGGGCCAGCUCAGAGGGGUGCCCAGUCAAUGCAUGUGUCCCGUUUUUUUUU
Molecule: messenger RNA, 6517 nt
Organism: Egretta garzetta (little egret)
Lineage: Eukaryota; Metazoa; Chordata; Aves; Pelecaniformes; Ardeidae
Gene: CUNH6orf89
Product: chromosome unknown C6orf89 homolog
Exons: 8
Coding region: 2380-3348 (322 amino acids)
Cellular component (GO): nucleolus; Golgi membrane
Source: RefSeq, a predicted model, not a curated record